This is a messenger RNA of Loxodonta africana (African savanna elephant), 1123 nucleotides long. Its product is annotated as keratin, type II cytoskeletal 1b-like. Gene Ontology annotation, cellular component: keratin filament. Gene Ontology annotation, molecular function: structural constituent of skin epidermis. Gene Ontology annotation, biological process: keratinization; intermediate filament organization. The record is from RefSeq and is a predicted model, not a curated record. NCBI's taxonomy places the organism in Eukaryota, Metazoa, Chordata, Mammalia, Proboscidea, Elephantidae.
UUUCAGGAUGGGCAGCCUUGUUGGAGGGGGCUUUGGCCUUGAAGUUGGUCUUGGGGGGUUUGGGGCUGUACGCCCUGCUCUCUGCCCUGGGAGCACCCAGGAAGUUGUAACGAACCAAAGCUUGUUGGAGCCUCUGGAUGUGAAGAUUAACCCUGAGGUCCACUAGGUGAAGCAGCAGGACCAAGAACCAAUCAGGGAACUUAACAACAAAUUUGUCUCCUUUAUUGACAAGAUGAGUGUGCGGUUCCUGGAGCAGCAGAAUCAGAUGCUGCAGGCCAAGUGGGUACUGCUGCUGCAGCUGGAUGCCAGCACCCGCACUGCCAGCCUGAAGCCUGUCUUUGAGGGCUACAUCAGCAGCCUGAGGAGGCAGGUGGGCCACUUCACAGCAGAGAAGUCCAGGCAGGAAGCAGAGCUGAAGAACACCCAGGAUUCUGUGGAGGAAUACGGGAAGAGAUAUGAAGCAGAAAUCAACCACCAGACAAAUGCUGAGAACGACUUUGUGUUGCUUAAGAAGGAUGUUGACAGCACCUCCUUGGUCAAGGUGGACCUCAGUGCCAAAGUGGAUGCCCUGCAGCAGCAGAUCAAAUUCCUCCAAGUCCUGAACACCACUGAGCUGGCCCAGGUGCAGCAGAUAGUCAAUGACACCAAGGUGAUCUUCAUGGACAACAACCAACACCUAGACCUGGAUGGCCUCAUCUCUGAGGUUCAAGCCCAGUAUAAGGAGAUCAUCCAGAAGAGCAUGACUGAGACCGAGGCCCUGUACCAGUGCAAAUACCAGGAGCUCCAAGGCACUGCUGGGAGAAAGGGUAAUGACCUCAAAGUGAUUAAGCUGGAGGUCAGUGAGCUGAACAGAGCCAACCAGAGACUUCAAGCUGAAAUCACCAACCUCAAGAAACAGAGUACUAGUCUGCAAAACGCCAUCUUGGAGGCAGAGCAGAAGGGCAAGGUGACCCUUAAAAAUGCCCAGGAGAAGAUGGCUGAGGAGGAUGCUGCCCUGCACCAGACCAAGAAGGAGCUGGCCUGGCUGCUGCAUGAGUAUCAGGUGCUGGUGGGAGCCAAGAUGUCUCUGGACGUGGAGAUCGCCACCUACUGCAAGCUGCUGGAGAGUGAGGAGAGCAGCUGA